AUGGGUCUCUUUACGGUGGUAUUUACGGCAAUCGCUGCCUUGUCAGCUGUCGAUGCUGCAGAGCUUCUAAGGUCUCCAAACAGCAAGGACAUUGUUCCAAACUCCUACCUUGUUGUUAUGAAAGAUUCUGUCUCGUCCGCUGAUUUGGAUUCCCAUGUGUCCUGGGUUACAGACCUCCAUAGUGAGAGCAUCACCAAGCCAGGUGUCAAAAACCUCGAUGGUUUCAAACAUUCUUAUAAGAUCAACGGAUGGCAUGCAUACAGCGGAUCAUUUGACAGUGAGACUCUUGCUAGCAUUCUUGACAACGAUCAGGUCGACUUUGUCGAGCACGAUCGCUACGUUUACAUUGAUGGGCUCGUCACGCAAAAGGAUGCCCCGUCCUGGGGACUUGGAAGGGUCUCUCACCGAAUGAACGGCACUCGUGAUUAUGUUUACGAUGAAACCGCUGGUAGCGGUAUAACCUUCUAUGGCGUCGAUACCGGAAUCGAUAUCCGCCACCCUGACUUCGGUGGACGUGCGGUCUGGGGUACCAAUGUUGUUAGUGGCACCGGCGACAAUGAUCGUCAUGGCCACGGAACUCACACUGCUGCUACUGCGACAGGAACUAAAUAUGGCCUUGCUAAGAAAGCCAACGUUGUUGCAGUCAAGGCUCUCAACGACCACGGCGCUGGACUCUGGAGCAAUAUUAUGAAAGCCCUUGAGUGGUGUGUUGAUGAUGCUCGUAAGAAAAAUGCCCUUGGGAAAGCCGUUUUGAACCUGUCGAUUAGCGGCGGAAAGGUGGUUGCUGCCAACCAGGCCAUUACCAAUGCUGCAAAUGCUGGCAUAUUUGUUUCUGUCGCUGCUGGCAAUGACAACCAAGACGCUACUAACAAGAGCCCUGCUUCGGCAGAAAAUGUCUGCUGUGCUGCUGCUUCCACCAUCAGGGACGAGAAGGCCAGUAUCUCUAACUACGGAUCAGUUGUCAAGCUUUACGCACCCGGUCAGGGAAUCACCUCUGCCACGCCUAACAACUCCACCGGAGUCAUGACCGGAACUUCCAUGGCCGCCCCCCAUGUUGGUGGUGUUGGUGCCACUCUCAUGGCUUCCAAGCACAUUGCUCCAUCUGCUGUCUGUGCAGAGCUUAUCAAGAUGGCUACCGGCGCAGUCCGGAACCCUGGCGCUAAUACUACCAACAAGCUUCUAUACAAUGGGAGCGGCCAAUGA
Nannizzia gypsea CBS 118893 is the source of this 1203-nucleotide messenger RNA. Its product is annotated as alkaline proteinase. The record is from RefSeq and is a predicted model, not a curated record. The transcript is spliced from 4 exons. Gene Ontology annotation, molecular function: serine-type endopeptidase activity. Lineage: Eukaryota; Fungi; Ascomycota; Eurotiomycetes; Onygenales; Arthrodermataceae. Gene Ontology annotation, biological process: proteolysis. Bases 1 to 1203 code for a protein of 400 amino acids.